CGUGUCGCCGCCGCCGCCGCCCGAGCGCCGCCGAGCGCACGCCGAGCCCGCCGCCGCCAUGGCCACCACGGUGACCUGCACCCGCUUCACCGACGAGUACCAGCUCUACGAGGACAUUGGCAAGGGGGCUUUCUCUGUGGUCCGCCGCUGUGUCAAGCUCUGCACUGGCCAUGAAUAUGCUGCCAAGAUCAUCAACACCAAGAAGCUGUCAGCCAGAGAUCACCAGAAGCUGGAGAGAGAGGCCCGGAUUUGCCGCCUGCUGAAGCACUCCAACAUCGUGCGUCUGCAUGACAGCAUCUCUGAGGAGGGCUUCCACUACCUGGUCUUCGAUCUGGUCACUGGAGGGGAGCUAUUUGAAGAUAUUGUGGCGAGAGAGUACUACAGCGAGGCUGACGCCAGUCAUUGCAUCCAGCAGAUCCUGGAGGCCGUACUCCACUGUCACCAAAUGGGGGUCGUCCACAGAGACCUCAAGCCCGAGAACCUGCUCCUGGCCAGCAAAUGCAAAGGGGCCGCGGUGAAGCUGGCGGACUUCGGGCUGGCCAUUGAGGUGCAGGGGGACCAGCAGGCGUGGUUUGGAUUCGCAGGCACGCCGGGUUACCUGUCCCCUGAGGUCCUCCGUAAGGAGGCAUAUGGCAAGCCCGUGGACAUCUGGGCAUGUGGGGUGAUCCUGUACAUCCUGCUGGUGGGCUACCCGCCCUUCUGGGACGAGGACCAGCACAAGCUCUACCAGCAGAUCAAGGCCGGAGCUUACGACUUCCCAUCCCCUGAGUGGGACACAGUCACUCCUGAAGCCAAAAACCUCAUCAACCAGAUGCUGACAAUCAACCCUGCCAAGCGCAUCACAGCCCACGAGGCCCUGAAGCACCCAUGGGUCUGUCAACGCUCGACUGUGGCCUCCAUGAUGCACAGGCAGGAGACUGUGGAGUGUCUGAAGAAGUUCAACGCCAGGAGGAAGCUCAAGGGUGCCAUCCUUACCACCAUGUUGGCCACGCGGAAUUUCUCAGUGGGCAGACAGACCACCGCUCCAGCCACAAUGUCCACCGCGGCCUCCGGCACCACCAUGGGGCUGGUGGAACAAGCCAAGAGUUUGCUCAACAAGAAGGCAGACGGAGUCAAGCCCCAGACAAACAGCACCAAAAACAGUUCGGCCAUCACCAGCCCCAAAGGGACGCUCCCUCCUGCCGCCCUGGAGCCUCAAACCACCGUUAUCCAUAACCCAGUGGACGGGAUUAAGGAGUCUUCGGACAGUACCAACACAACCAUGGAGGAUGAGGACGCCAAAGCCCCCAGGAUCUCUGACAUCCUGAGCUCCGUGAGAAGGGGCUCAGGAACCCCAGAAGCCGAGGGCCCCCUCUCUGCGGGGCCCCCGCCCUGCCUGUCUCCGGUUCUCCUAGGCCCCCUGCCCACCCCGUCCCCCAGGAUAUCUGACAUCCUCAACUCAGUGAGGCGGGGCUCAGGGACCCCAGAAGCCGAGGGCCCCCUGCCAGUGGGACCCCCACCCUGUCCAUCUCCGACUCUCCCCGGGUCCCUGCCAGCCCCGUCCCGGAAGCAGGAAAUCAUCAAGACCACGGAGCAGCUCAUCGAGGCUGUCAACAACGGCGACUUCGAGGCCUACGCGAAAAUUUGUGACCCCGGCCUCACCUCCUUUGAGCCUGAAGCUUUGGGCAACCUGGUCGAAGGCAUGGACUUCCACAGAUUCUACUUCGAGAACCUGCUGGCCAAGAACAGCAAGCCGAUCCACACGACCAUCCUGAACCCCCACGUGCACGUCAUUGGUGAGGAUGCGGCCUGCAUCGCCUACAUCCGCCUCACGCAGUACAUCGACGGCCAGGGCCGGCCCCGCACCAGCCAGUCUGAGGAGACACGGGUGUGGCACCGCCGCGAGGGCAAGUGGCAGAACGUGCACUUCCACUGCUCGGGCGCGCCCGUGGCCCCACUGCAGUGAGAGUGGCGCCUGGUCUCGCUGGACAGAGUCGGUGUCUGCAGCCCGGCCGCCUUGGCCACGGCCUGCCUGUCGCAUGUUUGUGUCGCCUGGUCCCCUCCCCCGGUGCCUGUGUCUGCAGAAAAACAAGACCAGAUGUGAUUUGUUUUUAAAAAAAAAAAAAUGAUGAAGACAACGACAACCACACACACACACACACACACACACACACACACACACUGACAUCAGAUGAAAUGGGAAAAAAAAAAAACAAUCUAAAAGGAAAAAGCUGUACAAAUCUGGCAUUUGUGGGGCUGCCCCCAUCCAAGCUCCACGUGCGUUCCUUGUGCUCCUGGCCACGGGGAUGCCCGGGCGUGAGGAGCUGCCAGGCCCCACGCGUGCUGAACGGUGUUAGUCUGUAGGUAUCGCGCUCGCCCUGUACCCUGGGCGUCUGCAUCCUCCCGCCUGCGCAUGCCCCUGCGUGUGCUCGCCUCGCUGUUGUGAUGUCAGGUGUCUUGGGAGGGCUGCGGGCCGCCGGCUGCUCCUGUCCUUGCUUUGCCAUCCCUUCCCUCCAGAAGGGCUGCUGUGGGCUUCCAGAGCCGUGGACCCACCACCCAGUAUGCACGGCCGCUGGUCCCUGAAGCGUGCAGGAGACGGCCAUCCCGCAGGCCAGCAGAGGAGCCCCGAGCCCCAGGCCCUGGCACUGGUCCUCGGGACUGAGGUGUGGACAGGCACACUGCCUGAGAGAAUGCGUUGGCUGCAGCUCCAACCUGCCCUGCUGAAGAAGAGGACUUGGUUGGGGCUGGGCCCUCCUGCUUGGGACACCUGUUCCUUCCCUGCCAGCCAGCAGCAGUCACAGAGGUUGUCCCUGUGUAGCUGGGAGCAGAUCCCACCACAACAGACGUGGGACAGGCCAACUGCCUCUGGGGUGUUUGCCAGCUGAGCUUGGGAGCUUCAUGUGUGCUCAGGGCUGGCUGACACAGCGAGUGGCACAGGCAGGGAAGGUGGGGGCCCAGAAUCUAUAGGAGCUGUUUGAUGGAGUGCUCUUGUGACCUGGACCUAGAGCAGAGGCAGAGGUAGGAGCCAUCCCGGUGCGAGGAGGGCUGGAGAGGAGGCCAUCUGGGGAUGGGGACACCAGCAAGUGGAGGGCAGGUCUGUGGGGACAGUGUGCUGCCCCCAGGAUGGUGGCGGUCCAGCCCUUCGUGAUGUGAGGCACUGUGGUGAAGCUGGGGACAGAGUGUGAGGGCAGCAGUGGGGAUGGUCAGGGGCCUCUACCCCAGUGCUGCCCACCUUCAAUUCAUGUCGUUUUCCACAAGGAUUUUCUUUAUCUUCCCCCACAAAUCAAGGCAGGGGAGGGGCACAGAGUGGGGAACAGGACACAGAAUUCCAAAUUUCAAGGGGACUGUCCACCACGGACACUCAGAGUGGACGCCACCUUCUGUCCGCACUGUGUCUGGGACAGCUGUCUCCAUCCAUGGACACAGGGUAAACAUCUGCCAGGCUCCACACAAUGGGCUCCAGGCCACGGACCACAGCAGGGCUCACCACGGACGGCACUGUAGCCCCACAGCUGGCCACCCUGGUGUCCUGGGGCCUCCUCCCUUCCUCUCUCAUUCCCCUUGUUAUCUCUACGGAGCUGCCUGUCUGGGAUCAUUUGGGACUUUUUUCUGGGGGAUAGUUCUUUUGCAUGACCCUCUCCAAAGAGUAGGCCAUGCCUGCUCUGCUAGCUAGGUGUUUGCAGGUGGUGGUGUCACCGCUGGCCAGCGCUGCAGGGUGUCACGGCCCACGGUGCUGGUGGCCCUCCCUCUUCUCUUUUUGCUGAGUUUCAUUGUCUUUUCUUUCUGAGCCUUGUAGGUGUACAAAAAUUAUUCUU
This is a messenger RNA of Octodon degus (degu), 3794 nucleotides long. It is a transcript of the gene Camk2b, whose product is annotated as calcium/calmodulin dependent protein kinase II beta. Gene Ontology annotation, molecular function: calcium/calmodulin-dependent protein kinase activity; calmodulin binding; ATP binding. The coding region runs from base 59 to 1945 and encodes 628 amino acids. Gene Ontology annotation, biological process: protein phosphorylation. The record is from RefSeq and is a predicted model, not a curated record. Gene Ontology annotation, cellular component: neuron projection; cytoplasm. NCBI's taxonomy places the organism in Eukaryota, Metazoa, Chordata, Mammalia, Rodentia, Octodontidae. The transcript is spliced from 23 exons.